This is a messenger RNA of Toxoplasma gondii ME49, 1934 nucleotides long. It is a transcript of the gene SRS38A, whose product is annotated as SAG-related sequence SRS38A. The record is from RefSeq and is a predicted model, not a curated record. Lineage: Eukaryota; Apicomplexa; Conoidasida; Eucoccidiorida; Sarcocystidae. The transcript has a single exon. Gene Ontology annotation, cellular component: membrane. The coding region runs from base 307 to 1476 and encodes 389 amino acids.
CUUUGGCCAAUUUCAUUAUAUCCAUAUCCCAGAAAAGGUGAAGGACUAGAGACCGGCUGUGGGGAAGACGCGACUGCCAGUUGUCCGUAUUUGUUUUUCAACCUGCAGCAGAACCUGGCCCCAAAAAAACGGAGCCUUUGGACGCUGUCAUCAGCGUUUGUCCAAUGCACACAGUCUCCUACAGUGCUUACGGUGUUGCAAUUUACUCUGCUCCAACAUUAUAAUACCGAAUACAACUGUAACAAGCCUAUAUUGAAACACACUGGGUGCUGCUUCAGUAAACCAACAACCCCUUUUUGUCAAACGAUGGCGCCUGUGAGUCUGGCGAGCGCGGCGGCCGUCAAGGUCGCUGCCUCAGCAUCGCGGCUACCUGUGAUGCGCGUAGUGCCAGUGAAACUUCACCUUGCGUCUCGAUUGGGAUUGCUCUCAUUGCUGCUGGUCGCGACCAUGGCAGGGCCAUUGGGUUAUCAACACUCUUUUGUGACCCGGGCUGUCGCUGACGAGCCAGCAAAGAAUUCAGCAUGCGUAAUAGAAGCGAACGGCGGCCAGACAACCUGCAUGUGUCUUUCAACGCAAAGAACAGUGGAGCCCCUUGAAGCAACGCUGUCGACAACGAAGUCUUCCCUGCAGUUGGUAUGCCAGUCAAGCUUAAAAUUCAUCCCCCAAGCACCAGACAACAACAAGCACGUAUGUCCAGCAGACGUGGCUGUGCUGAAGCAAUGCACUGGGAGUGGCGACGGCAACACAUCUAUCGAUGUCACAACUUUGCUCGGAGGCGCCACGCAGGAAAUAGAGUGGCAGAACGUUGAAGACGUGAAAGGCAGCACAACGAAGAAAUUAAUCAUUCCACCAGCGAACCUCCCUUACGCCGAGCAGAGUUUCAUUGUGGGCUGCGUUGAUGCCGAGGGCGAACCCAAAUGCAAGUUGACAGUAACUCUUGAGGCAAGGGCAAGCGUGACAGAAGACCAGACUGUCACUUGUGCCUACGGGAAGACCAGCAAUCCAAAACACCAAAGCAUCAAGCUCAGCCAGUCGCGAAACAGGUUCACUCUUGUAUGCGGAAAGGAUGGAGAAGUUCUCCCGAAAGAGUACCGGAGCAAGUUCUGUAAAUUUGGCAAGGAACAAGAUGCGUCCACCGCCGACUGCACUGGCAACUACACCGAAAUCCUCCCAGUUUACGAAACGAAGUGGUGGGAUUACGACCCAAGAAGCACCACUUACAGUUUGGUGAUUCCAGAGGGCGGUUUUCCUGAGGAGAAAACAGAGAUUAUGGUUGGUUGCCAGAAGAGAGAGAGUGCUGAAUCAUCCGCCAAAGUCAAGGAAGAAGCUUCAGCUGAUUCGCCGACUGUGUGUAGCGUUGACGUGACAAUUGAGGGGGUCCCGUCGUCUGCGUCGUUUUUUCCUCGAGGCGUCGUGGAUACCUUUUCCUGGGUUGUUGGCUUCGGCGCGAUGUUGACUGCGUUUGAUGUUUGGUGAUGUUGUUGGACUUCCGUGGUGGAAAAAAAUGUUCUAGGUAAAGGAAGAUGACUGGAGUGUGGAGCGUCGAGUGCGACUGAAAGAAGCAUCGCGAUUCGCGAAGGCUGCUGCACAGUCAGGAAAGCCGCGAAACUCCACCUAAAUGUGUGAGUCGUUUGAUGACGCUCAACAGUCUUCACCUUUACAGGUUACGAAAUCAUGCCCGAUUCUCUGUUGUAGUGACAAUCUGAACUGCGUCUAACAGGCACGACAUUCUCCGGCAUGCUGGUCUCGGCCGAGUGCCGCAUGCAGAAAAGUGCAUUCCGUCAGCGAGGCCACAGAGCGUCUCCCAAACGUAGAUGACAUCUAUUUCAUGAGACCAGAUUCUCACCCUCUGUGAGUCAUUGGGCCUGUUGUGUUGUAGCAGGGAGACGGGAAGCCAGGCUCCGUAACCCGUGUGCUUUCUACACUCGUUUUUG